ACGGCGCGCUCUGGAUCUCACACUUUUGGGGGAAUCAUUUUGUUUCUGCCUGUGUUAAAGUUCACCAAAACCGUGUAUCGUUUGUUUGCUUCGCAGCGCAGGGUUGAAGCGGAUGGCCAGGUAUUGACGUACUUCUGCAUGGAUUGUUUGCAAAAACUUCUUCGCCGAGAGUGUGUGCUGUGCAAACUGGGACACGCGCUCUUGUUUCCAUAGAAACGCACAAGACGCCUUGGUACUGCUGUGCCGCUCGCCGCUCCGAUCAUUCAUCAAGACUUCACAAAAACAGCAAGAUGCCAUUUUAUGACAACGUUUACUACCCGUACCCCUCAGAUCCCCCGGGAACCCAUUCCUCAGCAGGGAUCCCGUCUCUCUUGAGCUCUCCUCAGAGUCAGCCCUCGUCCGGCAGCCUGAGCAGACCGGCCGCAUCCACCAUGUCCGGACCACUUACGUCCUCCGGAGCCGCCGGCAUCCCCCCGCCCUUCAAGUUCAGAACCCGGCGUGAGAAUGUAGACUGGCGUCGGAUCAACGCCGUGGAUGUGGACCGGGUGGCUUCUGAAUUGGACUGUCACACUCUACAGGAGCACAUCACGGAGGUGACGUUCUGCAGCGUGGAGGGCGAGCGCUGCCAGCGCUGUCAGAGCCCCGUGGACCCGGCCCUGAUUAAGCUCUUCCGGCUAGCCCAGCUAACCGUGGAGUACCUGCUGCACUCCCAGGACUGCCUCAGCAUCAGCCUGCAGGCAGCCGAGGAGAGGCUUCAGGCGGAGGCACGCGAAAGGGAGCAGUUCUGCGUCCAGCUGCAGAAAAAAACCCAGGAGGCCAAAACGCUAAAGGAGGAACUGAAGCAGAGGAAGAAGAUCAUAGCCUCUCAGCAAGCCAUGUUCAGCGCGGGGAUCGGUGCCAAUUACCACAAGUGCCAACACUGUGAGAAAGCCUUCAUGAAUGCCUCUUUCCUGCAAAGUCACAUGCAGCGCAGACAUUCGACGGAGUUUGACAUCAAACUGAUAACUGAUAAUCAGAAAAAAAUUCAGACCAUGAAGUUACAAGAGGAAAUCAACAAACUACAAGAGCAGUUGACCCUGGUCACGUCCCAAAUGGAGACCCAGCAGAAAGACUACACUGCUAAACAGGAGAAAGAGCUCAUUCAAAGGCAGGAAGAGUUUAAGAGGCAACUGGAAAUAUGGAAAGAAGAAGAGAAAAUGCGGAUGAACAGCAAAAUAGAUGAAGUCAAGCAAGUCUGUCAGCGGGACAUGGAUUCAAUGCAUCAGAAGAACAGAAACCUAGAAAAUGAGCUGCUAAAAUUACAGCAGAAAAAUAUGCAGGAAAGUGUGCAGCUGGCACAGACACAGCCCAGUACAUCAGCCAGCAAUGAACACUGGCAGGAAGUUGUUAAACUUCAGCAAAAACUUCACAAACAAGAGGUGAAGUGGACAGGGAAAAUGCAAAAAAUAAAGGAGGAACAUGACAGUGAAAAAAGUCUGCUUCAGGAGGAGCUGUUCAAACUGCACUCGGCCGUGUCAGAAGGGAGAGAGGAAUCACGACGACAGGUGCAGGAGCUGAGCCACAGGCUGCAGGAGCAGCAGCAGAUUAUUGCUUCCCAAAACAAGCAGAUGAAACAGAUCUCAUCAAAGCCACCAGCAAUAACAGUACAGCGUGAAGUGGUUGCUGCCCCGGCUCCAGAGGCUAAAGCUAAAGUGGUGCUCAGUGAUUCCUCUAGCAUCUCUGAAGGUCACACAGAGAGCCGGUCGUGGCAGCAGGAAGUGCAGGAGCUGUUGAAGAACCCGGGUUUAAGGAGAGACAUGCGUCUGGCAGCUCAGCAGAACCUUGAAGAUAGACUGCAGAGCUUAGGCAUCAAGGGAGUCAGUGGUCUCUCUAAAGGGGUGUUUAAGAGCACCAUGUCCCAGGUUAUCACUGAUCGUCAGAAGAGACAGGAAGAGGAUCCAGUGUAUCGGAGGGCUCUGAAAGAGAUCAGCCAUAAACUGGAGCAGAGAGUGAAGGAGAGGAACACAGAGCAGCCAGCCAGACCCAAACAACAUGAACAAGUGGUUCAGUCCAGACCCAGAUCCAGCAGUUUUCCAUCUACAGUAACUCGAGUGGUGUCAGGCCCUGCUCCUAAACAGCAGCACACCCCACAACCAACUCCACGCACCCUGCCCAAGACCUCCACACCGCUACAGCAUCACAGAACUCCUCCAUUUAGCUCUGAUGAAGAAUCAUCUGAGGAAGAGGAAUCGUCUGAAGAAGAAACCCCUCAAACACAGAAGAAAUCCGCCCUGGUCAACAGCACCACAGUCAAGGCCCAGACUGCUAAAACACAGCAGCGCUUGACCCCUCACGCUCCUGCUGUGCGCUCCGCUGCUCCCGUGAUCAGGGCGGACAGAACAGACGUGACGGCUCUGAGCGAGAGCGACAGCGAGUGGACCGACGGCAGCGAGAUGGAGGAGAUCAACCUCUCACAGCUGCACAAACACGCUGACCAGAAUGGAAACGUGGAGAAGUUUACUCACAGUAAUGUGAAAACUCUUAGCAAAAGCCUUGAAAAACAGCUGGAAGCACGAGGCCCAAAGAAACCAGCAGGGGGCGUUAAUAUGUUGCUUGAAAAGCCAACAGCUGUCAAAAAUAUAAAACCAGACGCAAGGAAAGAGCUAAAGCACUGGAGCUCCUCAGGGCUGCGUUCUCUCCCCACUGCUCUUCUCCAUGUACACCAACGACUGCACAUCUAAAGACCCCUAUGUCAAGCUCCUGAAGUUUGCAGACGACACCACACUGAUCGGCCUCAUUCAGGACGGUGACGAGUCUGCUUACAGACAGGAGGUUAAAGAGCUGGCUUUCUGGUGCAGUCUUAACAACCUGGGGCUUAACACGCUCAAAACAGUGGAGAUGACCGUGGACUUCAGGAGAAACCCCCCUGCACUCCCCCCACUCACCAUCAUGAACAGCACUGUGACUGCAGUGGAGUCAUUCAGAUUCCUGGGACAAUCACAUUGAGUCCAUUGUGAAAAAGGCCCAGCAGAGGCUGUACUGCCUUCGCCAGCUGAGGAAGUUCAACCUGCCACAGGAGCUGCUGAAACAGUUCUACUCCGCCAUCAUUCACUUCAGUAACUGUCUGUUUCAGCUCAGCUACCAAAUCUGACCUCAGAAGACUACAGAGGGUAGUCCGGACUGCUGAGCGAAUCAUUGGUACAACCCUCCCCACUUUCCAAGAACUGUACUUAUCCAGAGUGAGCAAAAGGGCUGGCAAAAUCACUCUGGACCCCUCACAUCCAGCACACUCCCUCUUUGAACUGUUGCCAUCUGGUCGACGCUACAGAGCUCUGAGCACCAGAAUGACCAGCACAGAAACAGUUUCUUCCCUCAGGCAAUCCAUCUCAUGAACACUGGACAUUAAACACACAACACUAUUAUACAUUAUUUAUUCACCACAUACUUAUUUUUUUAUUUCAAAUUUGCACAUAUCAGACCUGUACACACGUAAUUGUCUAUAUUGUAUAUUGUGUUUUUGCUAUUUUGUACAUUGCCUAUUUGUAUAUUGGAUAUUAUUCUUUUAUUAUCUGUGUCCUGUCCUGUCGCUGUCAUUCUGUUGCACUGUGGAGC
Molecule: messenger RNA, 3591 nt
Organism: Onychostoma macrolepis
Lineage: Eukaryota; Metazoa; Chordata; Actinopteri; Cypriniformes; Cyprinidae
Gene: dzip1
Product: DAZ interacting zinc finger protein 1
Exons: 17
Coding region: 291-2720 (809 amino acids)
Biological process (GO): cilium assembly
Cellular component (GO): ciliary basal body; cytoplasm
Source: RefSeq, a predicted model, not a curated record